AUGAAGGCCCGAAUCCCCAAAAUACAUGCCCGGUGGGAACACAUGGACAAUGCUGGCAUCUCCAAGCGGAGGCGUCGCCGGCCAGCCAAAGGGGCACUGUCCCCAGACAACAAACUGGCUUUGGUCGACGCCGCCUGGGGGGCCAGGUGUUCCGCCAUCCAGGAGAAGGGCAAGAAGUGUCUUGAACUCGUUACCCAGCGUGUGGAGUGUUUGGAGGCCUACAACAAGUGUCUCCACAAAGGAAACACCACUCUCAAGGGAGAAGUGGCCGAGAACGUUUCCCUGCGGUGGUAUCAAGAAGGCCAGCUACAAAAGGCACUCGCAACAAACAGAGAGAACAGCCGAACCAUCCAGGGUCUGAUUUCUAGUGCCCGCCAGCAGAAUAUGGUGCUGACCAACCAUAUUGGGGGCCUAGAAGGUAUACGCGAGAUGGAGGCCACUGCUGCCACCCACACCCACCACAGCGAAUUGGAGAGCACCCGCCUCACCUUGGAGAGGGCCCGCGAAUCCGCGCUUGCCGGUCAGAGCUAUGAAUACGAGGAGCGGCAGAGAGAGAUCAUCCGCCAGCACGAGGCGGAGAAGCUGAAUGCCAAAGCCCAGAUGGCAGAGGUCACUCGCCAACAAGCGGCGCAGAACCUGGAUUCUCAAGACAAGAUGGAAGCGAUGACCCGCCAGCACACUGCGCAGAAACUCGACAUUCAUGCCAGGAUGGAAGAGUUGACAGAGCAGGCAGCUUCAAACAAAUCGCUGUUGGAACGGACCGAGGCCCGCCUUGCGGAAUCGCUCGCCGAAAACGUCGCCCUCACCAAAAGGCUAGACAGGGCUGAGAACCUUCAAGGGACCACGAGAUCUGCGCGUGGUGGCAUUACGAAGUCCAAGCCAAAGCACGCCAAACUUCGCGAUGGAACCAACAAUCCCCAACAAAGCCAACGUUCCACAGAGGCAGCUGAAAAGCUACGAAAGGGACGAAAUAUGGUCCAAAGAUUGAGAGCAUUGCGCCGAUCCUCUGAAGAUCACGUCUCCAAGCCUGAUGAGGACGAACUGGCGAACAUCUGCAAAGGGUUGACGCUUUAG
Penicillium arizonense is the source of this 1074-nucleotide messenger RNA. RefSeq lists its product as uncharacterized. The transcript has a single exon. The record is from RefSeq and is a predicted model, not a curated record. The coding region runs from base 1 to 1074 and encodes 357 amino acids. NCBI's taxonomy places the organism in Eukaryota, Fungi, Ascomycota, Eurotiomycetes, Eurotiales, Aspergillaceae.